GUAAGUGCUGCUCAGACACUGCCAGUCCCCGGAUUUACCCCGCAGUCGAUCACUGUCCAGCAAUAACUACCAUGACUCGCAUGACCGUCUUUGGUUUCUUGGUAGCUAGUGCUGCCUUCGCGAGCGCUACAGGCGUAAACUUGGGCGCGCAGUGGGCUAACGUCAUAACGCGUUCCACCACAUCCUCGCCCCCAAACGCCACCGCAUCCUCUGGCAAGAAUGGCGGAGGAUGCUACGACGGCCAGUGCUGGGACUAUUGUGGUGACACGCUGAGUGGAUGGUGCUACACAGCUGUAGACCAAGGCGGAUCGACGCAGAACUGUACAUCGGAUAAUGACUGCAGCAUUUACUGGGCGUGCUCGUCCGACUGCGAGGCGAUGUAGCCCAGAAUACCACUUGUACAACGAAUGUAACAUUUAUUGGGUUCAAAGAGCUGUGCGUUAGUUUAUGGAAAGUUGAAUAUUGAAUUACACUGAGACCG
Molecule: messenger RNA, 481 nt
Organism: Coniophora puteana RWD-64-598 SS2
Lineage: Eukaryota; Fungi; Basidiomycota; Agaricomycetes; Boletales; Coniophoraceae
Exons: 2
Coding region: 72-383 (103 amino acids)
Source: RefSeq, a predicted model, not a curated record